UUUCGACUGCUCAGACGAAGUAGACGACGACUGUGAUCUUGGUCCCAUCCCCGGUCGACGGCCAUUGCCAAGCCACGGCAACACGUCGUCACUGUCAUCGAUGACCUCGUCGACGGCCAGUGGCAGUACAAGUUGUGCUUCAGUUGGCCGGACCACCAGUACCGUGUCCACAAGCUCCUCCGUAGUGACACGUCAGCACUCGACCAAGGCUGACGGUAGGGCUGCUGCCAAAUCCUCUGCUUCUACUAGUACUACUACUACUACUACCACUACUGCUACUACCACUGCUACUAAUUCUGCUACCACUUCAGCAACAGCAGCGCAAGGCAGAAAAGCGAUUGAUAAUGAAAUUGGUGCAUUUUAUAAUGCGUUUUGUGU
Armigeres subalbatus is the source of this 378-nucleotide messenger RNA. RefSeq lists its product as uncharacterized. The transcript has a single exon. The record is from RefSeq and is a predicted model, not a curated record. Lineage: Eukaryota; Metazoa; Arthropoda; Insecta; Diptera; Culicidae. The annotation marks the transcript as partial.